AUGUCAGAUUCAGAAAUCCCACAACACGAAGAAGCUGCACCAGCAGUUGAAACUUCUUCAGUCAGCAUUGAAGAUGCUCUUAAAGUUGUUUUAAGAAAUUCUUUAGUACAUGAUGGUCUUGCUCGUGGAUUAAGAGAAGCCUCAAAAGCUCUUUCUCAAGGUCAAGCUCAAUUAUGUGUCUUAUGUGAUGCUGUAACUGAAGAUUCAAUUAUUAAAUUAAUUGAAGCUCUUUGUAAUGAACCAGAAGAAAAAAUUCCAUUAAUCAAAGUUUCAGAUGCUAAACAAUUAGGUGAAUGGGCUGGUUUAUGUAAAUUAGAUCAAGAAGGUAAUGCUAGAAAAGUUGUUGGUGCUUCAUGUGUUGUUGUCAAAAACUGGGGUUCAGAUUCUGAUGAAAGAAACAUCUUAUUAGAAUCCUUCUCAAACUAA
Lodderomyces jiufengensis is the source of this 426-nucleotide messenger RNA. RefSeq names its product 40S ribosomal protein eS12 (gene RPS12). Gene Ontology annotation, cellular component: ribosome; cytosolic small ribosomal subunit. The record is from RefSeq and is a predicted model, not a curated record. Lineage: Eukaryota; Fungi; Ascomycota; Pichiomycetes; Serinales; Debaryomycetaceae. Gene Ontology annotation, biological process: translation. The transcript has a single exon. Gene Ontology annotation, molecular function: structural constituent of ribosome. The coding region runs from base 1 to 426 and encodes 141 amino acids.